CCAGGCUCCCGCUAGCUCAGGCCCAGGAUCAGCAUGGCCAACAGCCUGUGGGUAGUCACUCUGGCUGUGGCUGCCGUCCUCGCUGUGGACAGAGGUGAGUCGGCAGAGCCUGGAUUCUCUGAGGCUUGGUGUUGGCCAUGGUUUGGGACCGAGAGCAGCUGCGGGAGCCCCUGCCCUGGGCUGGACACAUGUGGCUGGAGUGGGGCCUCCUCAGAGGUCCUCCUCUGCAGUCUCACACCUGUUAGCUCCUCCAUGCAGCAGAACAAGACCAGCCCCCUCUUCAAAGUCCUGAGCCUGACCCUCCAGGCCCUCAGGAUCUGCCCCAGUCUGGCCUCCAAGGCCCUUCCCAGCAAUGAGCUCAUCUGUGAACACAUGGUGGAGUCUCCAUGUUGUUCCUAGAUGCUCAGCCCAGUCUGUGGCACUGACAUGGUCACGUACAACAGUGAAUGCCAGCUCUGCUUGGCCCAGAUGAAAACCAAACAGGACAUCCAGAUCCUGAAGGAUAGCAAAUGUUGA
Trichechus manatus latirostris (Florida manatee) is the source of this 516-nucleotide messenger RNA. RefSeq names its product serine peptidase inhibitor Kazal type 4 (gene SPINK4). The record is from RefSeq and is a predicted model, not a curated record. The transcript is spliced from 5 exons. Gene Ontology annotation, molecular function: protein binding; serine-type endopeptidase inhibitor activity. NCBI's taxonomy places the organism in Eukaryota, Metazoa, Chordata, Mammalia, Sirenia, Trichechidae.